Molecule: messenger RNA, 489 nt
Organism: Brassica napus (rape)
Lineage: Eukaryota; Viridiplantae; Streptophyta; Magnoliopsida; Brassicales; Brassicaceae
Exons: 2
Coding region: 1-489 (162 amino acids)
Source: RefSeq, a predicted model, not a curated record
AUGUCUUCCUCAUCAAGUGAUGAAGUAGAUGAAAUGUUAAAUGAAGAUUUUGAAGAAAUGUUCGACCAACAAGUUGAUAAUUUCAUCGACUCAAUUGUUGAUGUUCAAGCCAACAAGCCGAAGAGACGAGCUUAUAUCGAAAGAGAUCGGGAACAAGGACACAAUCAGCUAUGGAACGACUAUUUCAGUGAACAUCCUACAUAUCCACGAGAAAUGUUUAGGCGGCAUUUUCGAAUGAACAAGCCAUUGUUCCUUCGCAUUGUCGAUCGCCUAAGUAAUGAAGUUCCAUACUUUGAGCAAAGAAGAAAUGCUCACGGAAGGUACGGGCUAUCUGCACUUCAAAAGUAUGAGUAUCUAAGAAGACCUACACGGGAAGAUCUUCAACGAUUACUCGAUGUUGGAGAGGUACACGGGUUUCCAGGGAUGAUAGGCAGCAUCGACUGUAUGCAUUGGGAGUGGAAAAACUGCCCAACGGCUUGGAGAGGGUAG